Messenger RNA from Malassezia vespertilionis, 1347 nucleotides. RefSeq names its product Mitochondrial distribution and morphology protein 10 (gene MDM10). The coding region runs from base 1 to 1347 and encodes 448 amino acids. Gene Ontology annotation, biological process: establishment of mitochondrion localization; mitochondrial outer membrane translocase complex assembly; phospholipid transport. Gene Ontology annotation, cellular component: SAM complex; ERMES complex. NCBI's taxonomy places the organism in Eukaryota, Fungi, Basidiomycota, Malasseziomycetes, Malasseziales, Malasseziaceae. The transcript has a single exon. The record is from RefSeq and is a predicted model, not a curated record.
AUGUACGACGCGACGACGGUGCUGUUGUACGAGUACUAUCGCGCUACGGGGUGGAACGAGCAGCGUGCAUAUGCCCAGCUCAUGACCGCAAGCUCGCUCCUGCUCGAUUUUCCGGUACCGCACGGCGCCCUUCUCACCCACGCGGCCGUCUCCAAUCCCUCGCUCUUUUCCAGCGCGCGCCUGCUCGCUGUGCCUUUGAGUGGCUCGCUCGGCUACACCCACGCCGCCACCCAUGCCCAGUUUAAUGCAGGCUGUAUCCAGCGUGCUUCGGAGCGCAUGCUAUCCGCAAUCCCCUUUCUCCAGCCCGAUACCCUCCGCACGCUACGCCUUGCGCAGCGCCCUCCGCCGCGCGAAAUGCUCCUGCACGGGAACGUGCACAUGCCUGCGAAUCUUGUAGAGGCCCUUGCUGUAAUGCGCCUCUCGCCGCACUGGCAAUGCAGCGCCUCGGCGCUCUCCUGCGCGCCGCGAUUUCCGCUGGUCCCCCUCGGCCGCUGGAUCGGCGUGCUUCCUCCCCCCAAACCGCGCCAGGCGCCGCGCGCGCUCUCAGGCGUCCCUCCCGGCACGACCAACAUGACACUAGCGCUGCAGAUGCAAACGGAAAAGACUGUGGCCGAGUAUAGCUACUCGGUCGACGAUGCACUUUGGGGCGUUUCUGUGCUCCGCACACUCUCUUCGCCUGCUUCCGGCGCCUACGGCACGCUCUGUGCAGGCGCCGAGCUUUUUAUGAGCGCGCUGGAGAGGAGUGCAGGGGUUUCUAUGGGGCUGCGGUACGCGAUGCCGCACGGAUGCCAAUGGCCCGUAGAGGCGCCACAAGCGGCGCUCCCUUCUGUUGCCACCCUCACGCUGAAUCCCAUCAUGGGCCACGUCCGCACCUCGUACGCCGCCCAAGUCGAUCCCGAUUUGGCCGUGUGUGCGCGGUACGACUUUAAUGUAUUUUCCUACCUCUCUGACUUGUCGUUCGGCCUCGAGUACCGUCUAUGGACGACCGAGGAGGAUCUCGUGCAAGACGAGUCGCCGCCGCGCAGCCUGCGCGAGACGCACGGCGUUUGGACGCCGUACGUCGCCGACAAAGCGCUGUCCCUCCGCGAAGAGCACGCUAGGGCUGCGCCGCAGCCGCUUGCAGCACGCUCGCCCGCGGCCGAGGAAUGCGCGCCAUUGUGCCACGCGCCGUCCCUGCAAGGCCUCCUCAAGUGGCGCAUGAGUGCGUCUGGCGUGCUUGCGCUGCUGUGGGAAGGCCACUGGCAUCGGUGUUUGGUCAGCGUCGGUCUCCGCACGCAGUUCGAGCCGUGCCCUUCGCUCAUGGCGACGACGGCGCUGGGCGCAGAAGUUACGUAUCUAGGUGCGUAG